Messenger RNA from Adineta ricciae, 1326 nucleotides. The record is from the annotation of a GenBank genome assembly. NCBI's taxonomy places the organism in Eukaryota, Metazoa, Rotifera, Eurotatoria, Adinetida, Adinetidae.
AUGGCAUCAUGUUCACACGAGAAUAUCGUUCGAUUUUUGACAAGUUUUGUUUAUAAAACAGAAUUAUGGAUUGUGAUGGAUUUGCUAGAUGGUGGGAGUAUCAGACAAAUUAUUGAAAAGAGAAUACGAGAUAGGAACGAUUGGUAUCUUGGUGUAUUGGUUGAACGAGAAAUCGCGACGAUUAUGCGUGAAACUCUCAAAGGUCUUGAAUAUUUACACUCACAGCAGUAUAUUCAUCGAGAUAUUAAAGCUGGAAAUAUCAUGUGUAAGAUUGAUGGAAGUAUUCAAAUUGUUGAUUUCGGUGUUAGUGCUUUUCUCAUCGAUUCCUCAACGCGAGAAAAAGCACUUGCGCAUACAUUCGUUGGAACACCCUACUGGAUUGCACCGGAAAUGUUUUCGUCAGCUGGCUAUGAUAAUAAAGUUGAUAUAUGGGCUUUAGGCAUUGUUGGAAUUGAAUGUGCGACGGGACAUCCGCCUUAUUAUAAACGCUCAGCACAAGAAGUUUUUCGUAUCAUUUGUAAGGACACGAAAGGUCCGACACUCGAGUCAAACGCUGAACGUGAAGGACAGUACAUAAAAUAUGGAAAUGAAUUCCGUCAACUUCUUUUGACGAUGUUAGAACCAUCGGCAACAAGACGUCUCGAUGCCUCAGCUUUGCUACAAACCGAAUUUUUAACGAAAUUUGCGCAAGAGAAAAAAUUCGUUAUCGAACAUCUAAUAUUGAAAAUUCCAUUUGAAUGUAUCGAGCAACAAAUCGAUAUUGAUUUGCAGUGCGAUGACCUGAAAGAUCAAAUGCAAACAACAAUCAAAGAACACGGACUACAAACAGAAAAUACCAUUCUAGAUAACAUCAGAAAUUUCUUUCGACCGAUAUCACAGAAGUUGACACAGGAUAUCGAUCGGAAACUAGAUGCCAAUCUCGAUUCAAAAACAGUUAUCAAUCAAGAAUCAUCAAUCUUAAUGAAAUUGAAAAUAAAAGAACCAGGUCGUUUGGCAUUUUCCUUAAUUUCAUUCAAAUAUCAACCAAACAUCGAUCAUCCUGUCGAAGUUGCUCUAGAACUAGUCGCUGAAAAUCAUGUUUACGGACACGACUAUAUCUUAGUCGCCGCAAAUAUCGAUAAAGUACUUUCUCAUAAGAACAAAAUUCGAUUUACAUUGCAUAAAGUCGACGGCAAAGAAAAAGAACCGCCAUCAUACGCUGAAGUUUCUCUCGAAGAAACACCUUUGGUUGGCGUUAUCAACGGUCUUCCGUCCCACGAUUCCAUUCAUCAAACGGCCAUUUCUACCAAUGUAGAUCAGAAUAAUAUUCCAGCGACUUUCCCUUAA